GACACAGAGAUAAAAUUCACGCUGUGUGUGAAUGACACUGGCAAAAUAUCCUUCCCUAUCUUAUCAGCUGGGAGAGCCGGCCCGGUCCAGAGGGCAGGCCGGUGAUAAGCCAGGUGGAACCGAGACCCAGGAGAGCCGCACAGGUGCAGCAGAGCCCAGGCACGCAGAAGGGAUGGAGGACGCAGGGCCAGGGACCCCUCCGCCCGCCCCGCCCAGGGAGCGGUUCUCGUCCACACUGCUGCUGGCAGCUGUAAGUGCGACCCUGGGCUCCACCUUCCAGUACGGCUACAAUGUCUCCGUCCUCAACACGCCGCACCAGGUCUUGAAGUCGUUUUUCAACGAAACCUACCUGGAGCGCUAUGGAGUACCCCUGGACGAGCCUGCCAUGCUGCUGCUCUGGUCCUGCACGGUGUCCAUGUUCCCGCUGGGCGGCCUGCUGGGCUCGCUGCUGGUCGGGCCGCUGACAGAUCGGUGCGGCAGGAAGGGAGCCCUGCUGAUCAACAACAUCUUCGCCGUGGUCCCCGCCCUCCUGAUGGGCGUCAGCGGCGUGGCCCGGGCCUACGAGCUGAUCAUCGUGGCCCGUGUGCUGCUGGGAAUCUGUGCAGGCACCGGCUACAACAUCCUCCCCAUGUACCUGGGCGAGCUGGCCCCCCAGGACCUGCGCGGGAUGCUGGGGACCAUGACCGAGAUAUCCGCCAUCGUCGGAGUCCUGCUGGCACAGAUCCUCAGCCUCCAGGCCAUCCUGGGCAAUGCCACAGGCUGGCCGGUGCUCCUGGCCGUCACCGGGGUCCCCGCGCUGCUGCAGCUGCUAUCCCUGCCCUUCUUCCCUGAGAGCCCCCGCUACACCCUGAUUCAGAAAGGAGACGAAGAGGCGGCCAGGAGAGCUCUGCGCAGGCUGAGACGCGGCGGCGACCCAGAGGCCGAGCUGCGGGGCAUGCGCACCGAGGAGCAGGCGGAGCGCGCCGCGGGCCCGGUGUCUCUGCGCCGCCUUGUGGCGCAGCGGGCGCUUCGCUGGCAGCUCGUGUCCGUCGUCACGCUCAUGGCUGGCCAGCAGCUGUCGGGGAUCAACGUGAUGGUUUACUACACAGACACCAUCUUCGUGUCUGCUGGCGUGGACCCCACACAGUCCCAGUAUGUGACAGUGGGCACUGGUGUGGUCACCCUGGUGAUGACCAUCAUCUCCGCCUUCACCAUCGAGCGCUUGGGACGGCGUCUCCUCCUGCUGUCCGGCUACUCCACCUGCUGCUGUGCCUGCCUGGGGCUCACCCUGACACUGCUUUUCCAGAGCACGGUCCCAGAGCUGUCCUACCUGGCCAUCAUCUGUGUCCUGGUGUACAUCAUGGGACACGCCAUCGGGCCCAGUCCCGUGCCCUCGGUGGUGAGGACUGAGCUCUUCCUGCAGUCCUGGCGGCCGGCCGCCUUCACGGUGGACGGGGUUGUGCACUGGCUCACCAACUUUGUCGUGGGCCUGGUGUUUCCGUCCAUGCAGGCUGGCAUUGGCGCCUACUGUUUCAUCAUCUUCGCGGGCCUCUGUGCCCUCACCGCCUCCUACAUCUACAUGAUUGUCCCUGAGACCAAGGGCAAGUCGUUCGUGGAGAUCAACCGCAUUUUCGCCAAGAGGAAUGGCGUGGAGAUUCCGGAGGAGAAAGGAGGAGUCGCUGGCCUGGGGCCUCACCCACCCACCACACUCACGGAGACGGCCCUUUAGAGGGUAGCGCGUUCCGGGCCCUUCUUUGAGAAGAGGGGUCACAGCAGUGAGACCUUUGUACCCCAAGGAACACAGAGUCUCUGGGGGGAGUGACGGGAUGGUGGCAGGUGUGUGGUGUGUGUUAUUAAGACCCAACUCCUUGCCAGGCUUGGUGGCGAACCCCUAUGAUCCCAGCUACUUGGGAGGCUGAGGCAAUAAGAUCACCAGUUUGAGGCCAAAUUAGUAAGAGCCUGUUUCAAAGCAGAAUAAAAAGGGGUGGGGGAUGUAGCUCAGUGGGAGGCCCUGGGUUCAAUCCCUGAUAGAACAAACACAAACA
Fukomys damarensis (Damara mole-rat) is the source of this 2024-nucleotide messenger RNA. Its product is annotated as solute carrier family 2, facilitated glucose transporter member 7. Gene Ontology annotation, biological process: monosaccharide transmembrane transport. Gene Ontology annotation, molecular function: hexose transmembrane transporter activity. Bases 32 to 1708 code for a protein of 558 amino acids. The record is from RefSeq and is a predicted model, not a curated record. Gene Ontology annotation, cellular component: membrane. Lineage: Eukaryota; Metazoa; Chordata; Mammalia; Rodentia; Bathyergidae. The transcript is spliced from 12 exons.